This is a messenger RNA of Triticum aestivum (bread wheat), 1561 nucleotides long. RefSeq lists its product as uncharacterized. Gene Ontology annotation, molecular function: protein binding. The transcript is spliced from 2 exons. The coding region runs from base 135 to 1247 and encodes 370 amino acids. The record is from RefSeq and is a predicted model, not a curated record. Lineage: Eukaryota; Viridiplantae; Streptophyta; Magnoliopsida; Poales; Poaceae.
UGCUCCAUAAAAAAGAAAACGCAGUGGAGCCUGAGCCGCCACUUCCGCCGCAUCAUCACGGUCGCCGUCGUCUCGCCUGCAAAGGAGCUGCAGUUAUUUGCAAGAGCAAGGCCUGCUAUAUCUGUGCCUCUGCCAUGUCUGACGGUUUCCGGUGCUGGGCAGACCUCCCGGACGGACUGCUGGACUCUAUCAUUGCUCGGCUGGGCGCUUCCCGUGAUCUUUUUGCCUUCGAAGCCACCUGCCGCUCUUGGCGUGCCGCGUUUUCUUCAUGUCCAGCAGGCUUCCCACCUCUCCUUCUCCAGCCUGAUGUCUCUUUGUGCUCUUCUCGUUCUCCCACCUUCAGAAAGAGCCUGGUGCCCACACGCCCAUGUCAGGUCACUGAUAUAGCCAACCGAGACACCACUCGCCAGUGCUUUGAGAUUCCCAUAUUUUGGAUUCCGCGUGGAAAGAAAGCCCUGCCAAGUCCUCUAGAAAACUUUUGCUUCAUUGGGGCUUCCUACGGUCAUGUUAUUUUUUUCAACAAUAAAUCAUGUGUACUUUUUGAUGUGUUCACAGGUGUGACUACCUCGUCUCCACAACUACCGGUAUUGGGAGUCGGUGGCCCCAUCUAUGGUGCGCUCACUGCUCCUCUAGGAUCAGCGAACUCAUAUCUCAUUAUUGAAGCCGGGUCACAAAACCUGUUUUGGCGUGUUGGUAGCCAAUCUUGGGUGGCACAUUCUCUUCGUCAUGGAGCACUCAAGCAAAUCGUGGUAUUCCAAGGGCAAGUCUUUGGCAUGGAUUCUGAUCGUAGGCUCUUCAAAGUGCACCUGACACCCAAGAUAAGCAUACAAGAACUUCCAGUUACUGAGUCAAUCAUGAUCGCUAAAUGGCAUCUUUCCGACGCAUUGCUGGUGGCAUGUGGCGAUAUGCUUCUCUUGGUGGCCAUGCAGGGAAAUACUUUACUAACCUUUGAGGUGUUCCAACUUGACCUAUCGACUGAGCCUGCAUUAUGGCUGAAGGUGGAGAGGUUAUUGCAUUGGGCGAUAUUCAUCAGCCAUGACAAGAGAAGUCAGGCAUUGUCUUGCAUGAACCCAAAUAAAUGGGGAGGACGGAGCAAUUGCAUAUACUUCUAUGACCGAUGGUCUAAACGUUGGAUCGCUUUUGAGUUGGGCAUGCCGGGGCACAUAUAUGGGUAUGUUACCGGUGACUGUGACAGAAGGGUGCAACCCAUGUGGUUUUUCCCCAGCAUGCUCUCUCUGCACCGCUGAUGAUGAAGAACGUGUUGUAUUCCUGAUAUAUCUUAAUUGGAGCAGAUUCUGUAAUUCGAAGGAUGUGUAAGAAUCUCUCAACCUUUUGUAACUGUGGUCGAUCUAUAUUAAGAUGUUGGCUAUGAACCUCCUGCUUCUGCAUCCAUUGCACUGGUGUUCAUCCUGUGCUAUUUUCAUGGACGUGCAUGUAGUGAAUCAUUUUUCUGUGCUAAGUUGGUGUUUACCUUUGAGACAACUUGUGUUUUCUCAACCAAGUAGUAGAUCUUCCAUGCGAGUUGCUCUUCCAAUAAGCCUGCUACUAUCUGUAGGGAUGC